Coffea eugenioides is the source of this 2281-nucleotide messenger RNA. Its product is annotated as piriformospora indica-insensitive protein 2-like. The record is from RefSeq and is a predicted model, not a curated record. Gene Ontology annotation, molecular function: protein binding. Bases 546 to 2015 code for a protein of 489 amino acids. The transcript has 2 exons. Lineage: Eukaryota; Viridiplantae; Streptophyta; Magnoliopsida; Gentianales; Rubiaceae.
GCUGUUGUAUACUGCCUAGAGUUUAUAAUAUAGAGUUUCAGCUACUUUUCACUUUCUCUUUCCCUUUCUCUUCUCAAAGCCUAUUGCUUUGCUUCCACUGUUCAGAUCUUAUUAUUGACUUUACUGCAAUUGCUAUUUGAGUGUUGAGAUUUGUGCUCUCUAUACUUCGGAAUGCUAUUGCUAGGCUUUAACUGCAAGACAUCCUAGACUUAAAUCUUCUGUUCUCUCGGUUCCUUUAUGCUUCCUUUUCAACCUUGGCCGUCCUAUAAAAAUUGGGGAAGAAAGAUCUCACAAGUUUGUCACUUUGGUCCUCUAUAAUUCUCUUUUUCAUGUUUUAUUGGAUUUCAUGGUGUUUUCCUUCUUGAAGCAUUACCUUCUGGAUUUUCCCUCGUAACUUUUAAGUCUCUAUUUGUGGCUGGAGUAGCUCAUGCAUUUUGAAGUAUCAGAAUCAUCAGUCAAGAAGAGAUAUAUCUUGCUUUCUACUUUGAUUUGGGCUCAAGUUCACAUCUUUCUUGAUCCUUAAUCUUCACUUUUGGCACAAGGAAAUGAUGAAGGUUUUCGCAUCUUCAAUGUUUUUUAUUCUGCUUUGCAUACUCCAUAUGAGUUUUAGCUGCAGUGGACAAGCUGCAGCUAGCAUUAGCAUUGCAGCUCCAAUGGAGAAAGCUGAGCAAGAGGCUCUGUAUUCUACCAUUCAGAGCUUUGUUGGUAAAUGGUGGAAUGGUUCUGAUCUCUAUCCUGAUCCCUGUGGGUGGACACCAAUCCAGGGUGUGUCCUGUGACCUCUCCAAUGGCUUGUGGUAUGUAACUUCCCUGGACAUUGGACCUGUUCAUGACAACUCCCUUAAUUGUGCUCCCAAUGCUGACUUUGGACCCCAUUUAUUUGCACUAAAGCACCUUAAAUCCCUCUCAUUUUUCAAUUGCUUUGUUUCGCCCCACCAUCUACUCACGAUCCCUACUGAUAAAUGGGAAUCACUGGCUGACAGUUUGGAGUCCUUAGAGUUCCGGUCGAAUCCAGGGCUUGUUGGACAGAUUCCAGCAACUUUUGGGGGCCUAAAGAAUCUCCAAUCUUUAGUGCUAAUUCAAAACGGAUUGAGUUCUAAAAUCCCAACAGAUAUUGGCAAUUUAUCAAACCUGAAGCGGCUAGUUCUUUCUCAAAAUCAGAUUACAGGUAAAAUCCCCGAUAGUUUAGGAAGCCUGAGCGGACUUUUGAUCCUGGAUUUGAGCAGGAACUUAUUGUCUGGUCCAUUGCCUCAUACUCUUGGAAAGCUGACUUCACUUCUGAAGCUUGAUUUAAGCAGCAAUCAAUUAGCAGGGAGCAUCCAGGGAGAACUUCGGAAUUUAAAGAAUCUAACGUUAUUGGAUCUUAGUCGCAACAGGUUUUCAGGUGGAUUGACCAAUUCAUUUCAAGAAAUGAGUUCCGUGGAAGAAUUAGUCUUAUCAAACAAUCCUGUUGGCGGAGAUAUUAUGAGCCUUAAUUGGCAGAAUCUCAAAUGUUUACUUGUAUUGGAUUUGUCCAAUAUGAGUUUGACAGGUGGGAUUCCAGAUUCCAUAGCAGAACUAAAAAGAUUGAGAUUUUUGGGCCUUAAUGAUAACAAUCUUGCUGGGGAUAUCCCACCAAGAAUCGGAGCAUUACCUAACAUUAGUGCUAUCUACCUGAACGGAAAUUAUCUGACAGGAGAGCUUAAAUUCUCUGAGCUGUUUUAUGGGAAAAUGGGGAGGCGUUUUGGGGCAUGGAACAACACAAAUCUCUGCUAUCCAAUUGAGUUGAAGUCAACAGGCCAUGCUCCUUAUGGGGUAAAACCAUGUCAUCAAGAAGCCACAACAUUACAUGAGAACAUCAGUGACCUUGAUGAAAAGUCUAACUUGGGUAAAGGGGACUUGAAUCAUGAUUCCCAUCCCACGGUGUCUUUGGCAUUUCCAAGCUUUGCUAGUAAUGGGCUCUGCCUCUGCUACAUUUUUCUGUGCGAGCUAUUUAUGAUUGCUCUAGACUUUUCUCUUACGAGAUUUGCUUGGUAAAGAUGGUAGGAUUAUUAUUAGGUCACGAGCAUUAGAAAAGGGUUUAACUUUCUAGAUCCAACAGUAAAUAUUCGUUUUCUGUGUACUCAUUUUCCCACUCUCGUAUUGCCUACAAUCUAUAACACGAAGAGAAUAUAAUGCUUCAUCUAGAUUUAGAGGUAACUUGUACAUGUCAAAUAUUAGAUCCACGAGUCUUCCCUUAUCUGAAGAUUCAAUUGUCCUAAUCUUGUGGUGACUAUAUUUCCUUGGUGGCUCACCAUCUUUUA